Molecule: messenger RNA, 1401 nt
Organism: Cryphonectria parasitica EP155
Lineage: Eukaryota; Fungi; Ascomycota; Sordariomycetes; Diaporthales; Cryphonectriaceae
Product: FAD/NAD(P)-binding domain-containing protein
Exons: 6
Coding region: 1-1401 (466 amino acids)
Biological process (GO): secondary metabolite biosynthetic process
Molecular function (GO): monooxygenase activity; FAD binding
Source: RefSeq, a predicted model, not a curated record
AUGUCGUCUGCAGACUUUGUUCGAGCUGCACCGACGGGAAUCUCCAUCCUCAUCGUAGGCGGCGGCAUAGCCGGCCUCACCCUCGCCAUCGAGGCCCUCCGCCAAGGGCACACCGUGCUGUCCGUGCUGGAGCGACACUCCCACUUCGACGAGAUCGGAGAUGUGUUGGCCAUCACAGAGAGUGCGCAGCGCUGCUGGGUGAACUGGCCAGGCUUUCUGGAUCGAGUCAGGACUCGUGCCUGGAUCGGAGGGGCGUUGUCUUUCCACAAGUACGACGGCACGCUGCUCGCACAGUUGCGCGGCGAACUGAGCCACGACGGCCUCCGAAUGAUGGGCAUGUGGCGGGCUAAGCUCCAUGAAGAGCUGUAUGCAUAUGCCACCGAGGUUGGCGUUGGCGUGGAGUUCGACAGGAGGGCUGUGCGGUAUUUCGAGGACGAGAAACAUGCCUAUGUCGAGACGCAGAACGGACAAGUCUACUCGGCGGAUCUCAUCGUGGCGGCUGAUGGUAUCGGCACCAAGUCCCUGAGCGUUCUGCCUACCAAGCCAGAGACACCAGAGCCGAGUGGUUAUGCCAUCUAUCGGGCAGGAUUCCCUCUAGAUGCCGCCAUCCACGAUCCUGACAUCAUGUCAUUCUGGGGCAACAUCGAGGAUGGAUCGCAGCUUUGGAUUGCAGAGGAUAAGCAUGUUGUUACCACGAAGAACAUCUCAUACAUGAUGACCCACAGGGAGACUGACGAUACAGCUGAGGAGGCCUGGUCAGCGACAUGCGACGCCAGCAAUGCUCUCCCCUUCGUGCCUGUGGAGGAAGGGUGGCAUCCUGCUGUUUCGGCCCUCGUGCGCUCCACACCCAACAAUCGGUGCAUCAAUUGGAAGCUUGUAUGGCGCAGCCCUCAUCCGGACUGGACGUCCACCGGAGGACGUAUCCAGCUGAUUGGGGACGCGGCUCAUCCUUUCGUACCGACGUCUGGAAGCGGUGCCGUGAUGGCCAUCGAGGAUGCUUACUCCCUCUCGACCUGCCUGUCGCUGGCCGGCAAAGACAACAUUCCUCUCGCUCUGAGGGCUCAUACAAAGAUGAGAUUCGAGCGCGUAUCUCAGGCCCAGCGACUUGGCGUCGAGAACCGCGAGUACUACCACCAGCCGGACUGGGAAGCCUUCGAAAAAGAUCCCGCUGCCGUUGCAGGUUUGGUUCCGAAGUGGAUUACCUCCCAUGACGUCUACAAAUACACCCAGGACAAUUUUGAUAAGGCGACCGAUGCGGUUCGUAAUGGGACACCUUUCAAGAAUACCAACGGACCACCAGGAGUCGAGUACCAAGACUGGACGGUCAAGGAAAUCACCCAUGAUGCUUUCGAGCUGCGGAAGCAGGGAAAGGUCCUGACCUCGAUAGUCCGUAAUUAUUAA